CGUAAAGAUGUUUCACGUUGUAUUUAUUUGUUCUCUGAUAUUCCAUAUCCCAGACAUUGAUGGGACGGUUUAUACAGUUGCUAAUGCAACCGAUAAAUUUACCGAUUUUAAGCUAAAAUAUAAUAAACAAUAUAAAAACUUGUUUGAUGAAAGUAAUCAUUAUUUGGCAUUUGUAAACAACUUGAAUGCCGCUGCGGCACUGAAUGCUACAUCGCAGGGGAGCAAGACCGUCUAUGUGAUGAAUAAAUAUGCAGAUUUGGACCCGGCGGAAGUUGAGGAAAGCUACGCUAUUCACUUAAAGACUUAUGAUGCGGUCAAAGAAGGUGAUCAUCAGGAGGCAUUAAGAAGUGAUCAUGGAAUUGAAAUUAAUGACGAUAAUCUGUUUAAUUUAAAAGAUUCAGACGAACUUUUUCAAAAGUAUAUUGAAGAGGAACACAGAAGCUUCAAGGACAAGCGCGAUGGCUUUUUACAUUUCUACAGAUUUGUUAAAACACUGGCACAGAAAAAUAGAGGCAUCUACGAAGGCAGCGAUACUCCGGACCUUGGGCAUUCUGCGGAUAUAUUGACUCAAAGCAAAGAGUUCUUUUAUUAAGACUCCACAAAGGCCGUCAU
Molecule: messenger RNA, 612 nt
Organism: Cydia fagiglandana
Lineage: Eukaryota; Metazoa; Arthropoda; Insecta; Lepidoptera; Tortricidae
Gene: bcpi
Exons: 3
Coding region: 8-592 (194 amino acids)
Source: RefSeq, a predicted model, not a curated record